This is a messenger RNA of Phragmites australis (common reed), 1319 nucleotides long. RefSeq lists its product as uncharacterized. The transcript is spliced from 6 exons. Bases 122 to 1093 code for a protein of 323 amino acids. The record is from RefSeq and is a predicted model, not a curated record. NCBI's taxonomy places the organism in Eukaryota, Viridiplantae, Streptophyta, Magnoliopsida, Poales, Poaceae.
CCUACCUGUUGAGCUCUUAAUUAAAGUCCUCUAAACCAUCCUGUAACAUCCACCAUCAGCAGAAGCAGAAGAAUCCCCUUCCAAGCGUCGAUUCCACGCGUUAGCAGAAGAGAUCGGGCAGAUGGCAGGUUGCGGCCGAAGGUUCGCCGCCGGCGAUGCUCCGGCGAGACGGUGCAACCUGGAGCGGUUCCUCGAGGCCACCACGCCUGUGGUUGCAUCGAGCUCCUCCUCCAAGGAGAGCAUGAACGGUUGGAGGCAAUCUGAUGCAGAUGCGCCAUUACCAUUUUUCACUCUGGGUGAACUCUGGGAUGCAUUCAGGGAGUGCAGCGCAUACGGCACCGCGGUGCCAAUUGUUCUGAAUGGUUGUGCCGAUGGCGUUGUUCAGUACUACGUCCCUUACUUAUCUGCAAUACAGCUUUACGGCGGAUUCAGGAGACAUAUCGGCCCUUCGAGGACAAACGCAGAGGAGAGCGACAGCGACUGCUGCCAAGAUACAGUUAGCGAAGAAACCAGCGACUUUGAGCAUGAGACGAGCUCCAACACAAAUGCGUUCUCAGCUCAAGAAACCAGUGAAUGUUCUAGCAGCGAAGUUUCAAGCGACGACGGCGAAUCACACGAACAGCUUCUGUUCGAGUUUGUUGAAUCCGAGCCUCCCUACCAACGCGAACCGUUGGCUGAUAAGAUUUCUAGCCUCGCCAAGCGGUUUCCGGAGCUGAUGACUCUGAGGAGCUGCGAUCUGUCACCUGCCAGUUGGUUCUCCGUUGCAUGGUACCCCAUAUACCGGAUCCCAACGGGACCAACGCUGCGCGACCUGGACGCCUGCUUCCUCACGUACCACUCCCUUUCCACACAGUUCGCAGGUGUCGGCCACAACCCAAAACCGGAGGCGACCACCAACCCUGUGACAGCUAUGUGGCUUCCGACGUUUGGGAUGGCGUCGUACAAGCUGAAGGGCGCGGCGUGGGCUCCGGCGGGGCGUGACCGGCAGCUGGCCGCGUCCCUCGCGCAGGCCGCCGACGCCUGGCUCAGGCUCCUGCGCGCUGACCACCCGGAUCACCGGUUUUUCGCCGCUCGGCGCGUGCCCAGGAGGUGAUUCGCUGCCUCGCUGGAGUUCAAUAGCUCGCGGUUGCAUGGACAAGAUCUUGCAAUGCGACCUACAGUACAGACCCUCUUUUAUCAUCUCCCUUUCUCAGAUUGAAGCUAGUAACUUAUGAUUCAGGAUGAUCAAUUGGGAUCACAAAAGCGUGUGCCCUGCCAUUUGGCUGUUUUUGUACUACCUGCGAAGGUUUCAGAGAAAAGUGUAACAACAAUGCAUCGAU